This is a messenger RNA of Drosophila busckii, 969 nucleotides long. RefSeq names its product ATP synthase subunit b, mitochondrial (gene ATPsynB). The record is from RefSeq and is a predicted model, not a curated record. Gene Ontology annotation, biological process: proton motive force-driven ATP synthesis. The coding region runs from base 79 to 816 and encodes 245 amino acids. Lineage: Eukaryota; Metazoa; Arthropoda; Insecta; Diptera; Drosophilidae. The transcript has 3 exons. Gene Ontology annotation, molecular function: proton transmembrane transporter activity.
ACAUUUUUGCUCAGCUUAACAGGAACAUUACCUAAACGUCAAUUUAUUACUAUAAAUUCGUCGAUACAGCAUUGAAAAAUGUUCUCCAAAGCCGCACUCCUUACAGCCCAGCGUCCUUUGACAUUGGUGGCUGCUCGUUCGGCUGCCGCCGCUGCCGCAUCCCCUGCCAGCGGUGGUAUUGAGCGCCGCCAGCGUCCCGAACAUCCCGGCAAGGUUCGCAUGGGCUUCAUUCCAGAUGAAUGGUUCCAGUUCUUCUACAACAAGACUGGUGUCACUGGUCCAUACACUUUCGGCGUGGGUCUGAUCACCUACCUGUGCUCCAAGGAAAUUUACGUGAUGGAGCACGAAUACUACAGCGGUCUGUCGCUUGGCAUCAUGGCUGUUAUCGCAGUCAAGAAACUGGGUCCAGUUAUUGCCAAGUGGGCUGACGGUGAGAUCGAUAAAAUCGAAGGCGAGUGGAAGGAGGGCCGCGUGGCUGAGCUCAAGGUGCUGUCCGAUGCCAUUGAGGCCGAGAAGAAGGAGCAAUGGCGUGCCGAUGGCGCUCUGAUGCUGAUGGAUGCCAAGAAGGAGAACAUUGCGCUGCAAUUGGAGGCUGCCUUCCGUGAGCGUGCCAUGAACGCUUACACUGAGGUAAAGCGUCGCCUGGACUACCAGGUGGAGUGCCGCCACGUUGAGCGUCGCCUUAGCCAGAAGCAUAUGGUCAACUGGAUUGUUGCCAAUGUGCUGUCCAGCAUCUCGCCUCAGCAGGAGAAGGAGACUCUGAACAAGUGCAUUGGUGAUCUGAGCGCUUUGGCUCUGCGCAUGAAGUCCGCUUAAUCCACUCGAGUUUUAGUUAUUAAAUUGUAAAUUAAACUAAAUGCGCGAUGCAACACACAAACGGAGAAGUACGAUGAAAUGUUUAAACCAAUGUAACAACAUUUUAGUGUUCAAAUGAAGUCCGAAUGAUGGAAACAUAUUAAUGACCCACAA